This is a messenger RNA of Humulus lupulus (European hop), 953 nucleotides long. Its product is annotated as eukaryotic translation initiation factor 5A-5-like. Bases 168 to 650 code for a protein of 160 amino acids. The transcript is spliced from 5 exons. Gene Ontology annotation, biological process: positive regulation of translational elongation; positive regulation of translational termination. Gene Ontology annotation, molecular function: RNA binding; ribosome binding; translation elongation factor activity. Lineage: Eukaryota; Viridiplantae; Streptophyta; Magnoliopsida; Rosales; Cannabaceae. The record is from RefSeq and is a predicted model, not a curated record.
GCAGACGGAGAAAAUAAAAAAAAAUAUCUUUGACUUGGCUACCUUGGGGUUUGAGACGCUAUAUCUGGGUGCGAGUUGGGUUCAGCGGGCUGAGUUAAGAUCACCGAGUCUAGUCCCCUAUACCCCACCCUCAAAAUAAGGAAAAAACACACCUGAGCUGGGAAGCCAUGACUGACAGUGAGGAACACCACUUUGAGUCUAAGGCUGAUGCCGGAGCCUCCAAGACUUACCCUCAGCAAGCUGGUACUGUCCGCAAAAACGGCUAUAUAGUCAUCAAAGGCCGUCCUUGCAAGGUUGUUGAGGUUUCAACCUCGAAAACUGGGAAGCAUGGACAUGCAAAGUGUCACUUUGUAGGGAUCGACAUAUUCACUGGCAAGAAGUACGAUGAUAUUGUACCCUCUUCCCACAACUGUGAUAUUCCUCAUGUCAACCGUACUGAUUACCAGCUGAUAGAUAUCUCUGAGGAUGGAUUUGUAAGUUUGCUUACUGAAAAUGGCAACACUAAGGACGAUCUGAGGCUCCCUAGUGAUGACAGUCUGCUUGCCCAGAUCAAGGAAGGUUUUGGUGAGGGGAAGGACUUGGUCGUGUCAGUGAUGUCUGCAAUGGGAGAGGAACAGAUUUGUGGACUCAAGGAUAUUGGUCCAAAGUAGUCAUUUGAUUAAUGAGUACGAGACUAUCUGUUGGUGCAAUUAAGCAUAUAGGUUUCUUUAAAUCCUGUUAUGGCCUUGCGUUUGGUGAGACUCGUCAUAAGUAUUAUUAUGCUGGUGGUUGUUCCAGAUAUGGUUUUGUGGUUCUGGAGACACAAGUUAUCUUUUUUUUUUAUUAUUUCUUUAGUUCUUUUGGUGUUCUAUUUCCUUGUGCUUUAUAUAUUCCAUGGGAAUAUUUCAAGAAUGUAUGUUAUCGCUAUGUGGAGAAAUGAAAGAAAAGCAAAUCUGAUAUGCUUUAUUAUAGAA